AUGACGGUCCACAUUCAUCGUUCACGAUCAUGUGAAUUCACGCGUCUGUGGGAAGCAGAAGCUUCGGGUGCUACGAAUAUCUCCACUUUCCAACAUCAAUAUCCAAAGCAACAAGUCACAUGGUCAAAUAUCGACCCUCUUGCAAUCUCGAUUGUAAAUGGAGCCAUUGAAUUCCAGACGGACACUUUUUCAUCAUUACAAAUUUCGAUUGCAGUAUCAUCCAAUGACACUCUUUACCGACUUUCCUGGCGUAUCCAAUUGCCACAGGUGGACACUUUUCAUGUGGAUGGACAAGCUGCUCUUCACGUACAACUUCCAGUACUAGAGAAAGUGACCAUGACUCUCGGCUCGGCACCUGGUGGUGCAGAAAAGAACGAGAUUUUUCUGGGCUCGUCACAGAACACGUCGGUGGUUGCUCAGCUGCCGUGUAUCUCGGAUGUAACCGACAUGUUCCAUGAUGUGGACUUUGUGUGGGACAAAGAGUGGAUGCGUUGGUAUGUGGACGACAUUUUGUUGCUGGAAGAAUUUAUUCAAGAUGAGAGUGCAAGGAGAAUGAUUGACGACGACAGCCAAGUCGUUGUCGACUUGAGUGUAACAGGAUCUCGUGCUAAGCUGGCGGUAAAACGAAUGUCGUUGCAUUCUGGCAACUCGUCGGAUCCGAUGUGUGCGCCACGAUAUUCAACUUCUAGCAACUGUCGAGCGCAAAAAUCAUUUUCUCCGCGCCUUGGAUCCAUCCAAGGCUCACUAUCAGUGGAUGAAGUGGAGACAUACAUUGAUGAAGUGGCUGCAGCAUUUCCUCUCAUCACAAAAGUAGAGGAGCUUGGGCAAUCAGUUGAAAAACGGCCACUACGUGCAGUUUGUCUCGGCGCGUGCUAUGCGCCUCAAGAACAAAAGAUCCCACAAGCGCUUUUCACAGGCAUGCACCACGCCCGCGAGCCUAUCUCCAUGAUGACCUUAGUUUACACGAUAGAUAUUUUGACAUCAGAUUAUCGCAAUGGAGAUUUGGCAGCUAUAGAGUUGCUAAGUUCCCGCCAGCUUUGGUUCAUUUUGGUUGUGAACCCAGAUGGAUACGCACAUAACGAGAUGCUGCGCGUCUGGGAACAUAACAAGACGGGCCUGCGCAAAAGUGCAGCGCCGACUUGUGAUAAAAGCUCUCAAGAUGCAGGUGUGGAUCUGAAUCGCAAUUACGGCGUCUGCUUCGCGCGCGACACUAAGGGUAGUAACAAUGACCCGUGCGGGGACGACUACAACGGGCCUAGCGCUUUUUCGGAACCAGAAACAAAGGCCGUUCGUGAUCUUGUGGAGCGUUAUACGUCUGACUUUAGUGUAGCGCUCAAUUACCACUCGUACGGCAAGUACUUCAAUCUUCCAUUCGCUUGCAAGGAUAAAGGGAAGCCAAGUGAGGCGAACAAUUCAGUUUUUGUGGCGUUGGCUCAAGAAAUGGCCCGGUUCAACGGGUUUGGCUAUGGCCAAUCUUGGGAGGAAAGCAAUUUGUACACGGUAAAUGGAGAUACGAGCGAUUGGAUGUGGCAAGCGCAUGGCAUUUUCGCUAUAUCACCUGAAGUUGGUCCAGGAUUUGAGACGCAAUCCGUUCCAGGAUUUUGGCCAUCUCGUGACGAUGUUCCCCAACUAUCAUCUGAGCUUCAUUACUCAAACUUGUAUAUAUCCCGCAUGGCGGGUCCUGUGUAUUCGUUGGCGGUAAAUGGUGUUCAACUUGGCACCAUCGAUGAUGGAGGCUCGACUUUAUCAAUAAUAUCUGUAAAUGUAACGAUCUCGAACAGUGGUUUGCGCUCCGCAACUGUAGAACUGGUGGCAUCCGUGUUCGUGAACGGAACAAGCGCCAGCAAUGCUGUACAUUUAGAGCUCAAAGCGGCACCAGACGGCUCGGAGUCGUUGAUUGAGCAGGGUCACACGUUGAUAAUUCCUUACUCCGGAGAUGAUCUUCACCGUAUUGAGAAAGAGAUCAAGGCAUUGUACAUAGUGGUGAGGGAUGCGUUCAGUUGCCAUCUCUUCCGAGUUGCGGUUCAUUUCCACACGGCUCUCGAGAAAACUAACCACACAAGUUUACAGACAUGGACUGCACUACCGCUUCCUCGCUGUGGGACUUGUGAGCUGUUUUUUGGUGUUUCAGAAAAGUCGGGUGAAGCUGGCAACUCCUUUAAAUUCUCUCCAAUAUGCCAUGAAAUCAAGGAUGUAGCUUUCCUGAACUCCAUUCACAUCCGAAACAUCGACCCUCUCACAGCUAUUGCAAUUCGUGGUUAUAGCUCUGCUGAACCAGUUCCAGCAUCAAACGCUACUCGCCGCAACAGCACUUUCAACGUCGCUUCCAGUGAUAGUACGUCAGCAGAAAUGACUAGCGUGCAACAAACAGCGCUUUUGUCGUCAAUCUUGCCAUCCGUUUCGUGGUCAGGCCCCGUCGCGAUGAUAGCUUUGGCAGGACUCGUGUUACUCGUAAUAGCCAUCGUCUUCUUUCGGUGUUGUUACCAACGAAACAACAAGAAGCCCGCGAGAACAAAAGCAGCAUCGAAGGGGCAGAGGAAAGUGCAAUACUCGCUCGUUGAUGAAAAACCAAUGGACUCACCAGCAAGAGACCGACAAAUGCUCUACUACGAAAAGAACGAAAAGAAUGAUUUAGUGGAUGUCGAGUGCGGUGAGAGGAGCGUGUCUAUCGACGACGAGGAUACCGACGUGUUAAAGGAUUGUGCCUAG
This is a messenger RNA of Peronospora farinosa, 2709 nucleotides long. Lineage: Eukaryota; Oomycota; Peronosporomycetes; Peronosporales; Peronosporaceae. The record is from the annotation of a GenBank genome assembly.